Molecule: messenger RNA, 2598 nt
Organism: Acanthocheilonema viteae
Lineage: Eukaryota; Metazoa; Nematoda; Chromadorea; Rhabditida; Onchocercidae
Source: the annotation of a GenBank genome assembly
CUGCUAAAUUUAAGUGCAACACUUUUUGGAUUAAUUCCAGCAGCUGUAUUCAGUUCUCCUAAACGUCAUAUCCGAAACAGUUCGGUAUCAUCAGUCCAAAGUCGAAUCAGUCAACUGCAACAAGCUGUAAUUGCAUCACGUAAAACUUCGCCGAAGCAAAUUUCCACAAAUAAAAAAGAACGAGUUACUCAUCGGGAAACAUGUGAAUCGCUAACGAAUUAUGUUUGUGGUAUAAUGAAAAGUAAAAAUCUGCAACGUAAGUUUGAUUCAUCUGAUCAUGGCAAUAAACCUGCACCCUCAAUUUCGAGAAUGGUUACAGUAGCCGGACAGACUAUUCCUCACAUGAGACCGAUCAAAUUUCGCCGAAAGUUGUAUGAAUUUUAUGUAGCGCCAAUAACAACAUUUUGGGCAUGGGCAAUUACCUUUUGUGUAUUCCUAUGUUGCUUUACCUAUACAUUACUGGUUAGAACAUUAACUGUUCCAACAUGGAUGGAAUGGCUUGUAUUUGCAUAUGUUGCUGUAUUUGGUUUAGAAUAUUUACGUAAGUUUAUUAUGUCUGAACCGGAAUCGCUUGCUCAAAAAGUUAAGUACUUUUUUGAUAAUACUUGGAAUUUACUAACAACUUUAGCCGUCGUAACAUAUUUAAUUGGAUUUGGAUUACGACUGGAUAUAAAGCAUGAAUCAGUAAGGGCAUUUGGAAGAGUAGUACUGGCAUGUAAUUCGGUGCUUUGGUCCAUUAAAUUGUUGGAUUUCAUAAGUGUGCAUCCUCGUAUGGGACCUUAUAUUACAAUGGCUGGAAAAAUGAUUCAGAAUAUGCUCUACAUAAUCGUACUAUUGUUUGUUUCAAUGUUAGCAUUUGGUUUGGCUCGACAAUCAAUUACUUAUCCCAAUGAAAACUGGCAUUGGCUUCUUGUGCGAAAUAUUUUUUACAAACCAUAUUUUAUGCUCUACGGAGAAGUGUAUGCUGGUGAAAUUGAUACAUGUGGAGAUAGAGCUUGGGACUCACAUAUUGAAAAAGGUAUUCCCAUCAGUGAUUUAUAUAAUGGAACACGUUCUGACAAAAAUUGUCCAUAUGGUUAUUGGGUACCACCAUUGCUGAUGACUGGUUUCCUACUCAUUGCUAAUAUCUUAUUAAUGAGCAUGCUUUUGGCAAUUUUCAAUAAUAUUUUUGAAAAGACGGAUCGUGUUUCGAAAGAAAUUUGGCUUUUCCAACGUUAUCGACAAGUAAUGGAAUAUGAAAGUACACCUUUCCUUCCUCCUCCACUUACAUUUCUCUACUACUUAUGGAUGAUUUUCAAAUACAUUAAGAUCAAAAGAAAUUGCAAAGCAACUUUAAAGUUUGCGACAAAAACGAAUUCGAAGCUUUUUGAUUUUUCUUUAAAAUUAUUUUUGAAUGCUGAUCAGGUGGAAAAGCUACAUGAUUUUGAAGAAGAAUGCAUGAGAGAUUUAGCUCGUGAAAAAGAAUAUGAAAAGAGUAUAUCGACAGAAGAAAGAAUUCACCGAACUGCAGAACGAACUGAUCUUAUACUUGUUCGAUUGAAUGAUCUUACAAGUAAAGAAUCAAUCCUCAAAACAACAGUGCGUGAUUUGGAUCGUCGUUUGGAGAUCAUAGAAAGUAGACAGAUUGCCAUAGAAAGUGGACAGCAUGAAAUGCUUGAUUAUAUACGCCAAACAGCUAAUGCGGCACCUUAUCUCUUCCCAAAAGCAUCACAGCCGUGCAAUGGUAAUUUUCCUGUAUCAUCGUUACAGCUCAGCUCGUCUACGAAAGAAAACAGUCAAGGCAAUUUGUCAGGUGUGGCGGAUUUAGCAAACCUCUCAAAAAUUGACUAUUUAUCAAGAAAUGAAAGAUUGGAAACUAAGUCUUUGGGAAAUGGUUACAGAAGUCCAGUGAAAGAAAAUGACAACUUUAUUACUUGUGCUUUCUCAACUCAUCCAAGAAAACGUGCCCGUACAACAACGGUAACGAGUUGUGUUGAAGUUCAUACUGGUUCACAAAUGAAUGCGGAAAGUGUUGAUUACAAUCGUUUUGGAAGUCUGUUAUCGCUGAAUCCAGCCGUGUUGAAUCGUGGAAACGAUAGUUCUACGAUCAGGAAGAAGAGUGCGUGUGUAACGGAUAGCGUAAGGCGUGCAAGAAGGCAUGAAGAGUACACAUCAAUAACCGACGCGAUUAAUUUAGAUGAGUCUUCGCAAUCUGAUAAGAUUCAUUUUUGUGAUAAUGAUCUUCCCGAAACACAUAAUGAUCGCCACGUAGAGAAUGACGAUUUAGUUGAAGAUGUUGAUAAUAUGGAACCGGAAUAUAGCGGGACAAUCACUCCAACAACAACUUUAAGAAGAGCAAAAGAAAGCUUUUUGCGUCAACAAAAUGAUAUUUUUAAAGAGUAUGAGGAAGUGCGACAAGUUAUGGUUACUGGUCCUAGCGAAUCAGCUCCGAUUAAUGAAAGUGAUGUUGGAGAGGAGAUGCCGAGUGGUGUUAGUGAUAUAGGAGAGGAGUCGAGGAUUGUUCUGGGUGAUGAAGAGCUUCCAGAUUCGAGCAAAGAGUAUAUCGAAUUUAGCGCUGAGCAUCAUUCAGAAAAGGACGCAUGUGCUGUCAUAGUAUAA